Exaiptasia diaphana is the source of this 3275-nucleotide messenger RNA. RefSeq names its product transmembrane and coiled-coil domain-containing protein 3. Gene Ontology annotation, biological process: proton transmembrane transport; potassium ion transmembrane transport. Gene Ontology annotation, cellular component: membrane. The record is from RefSeq and is a predicted model, not a curated record. Bases 151 to 2187 code for a protein of 678 amino acids. Lineage: Eukaryota; Metazoa; Cnidaria; Anthozoa; Actiniaria; Aiptasiidae. Gene Ontology annotation, molecular function: potassium:proton antiporter activity. The transcript is spliced from 10 exons.
CUCAUCGAAUCAAAGUCYUCUGAUAGAGACCAUGGCUACUAGUAUAURGAAGAAAAAAUGCGAGAAUAGACUUUAAUUAAAUCGACUUCAAAWUCAGUAAUCAUAAAUGUAUUCCAUGAGAGACGAUUACUGCUUGGAAUCAAGAAGGUCAUGACGAAGAAUAUCAUUGUUUACCUGUUUAUUGUAAACACUUUUUGGACYUUUUCUUCUUGUGAUCCCACAAGAUGGGACUCAAAAUCUUGUAGGAAAAUCAACGGUCUAUUUCACACUAAAGAACAGGUAACACAGAAACUGAAACACGUCCUUGAAGUAGAAAAGAAGAAGAAAAGUCUAUCGAAUGCACAAAUCAGAGCGAUAAACAUUUAUCAAGCCGAACUCAAUGACACCGAAAGAGCUAUAUUUGAAGCUAUGAGCGGKCUGAGAAAACUUUUACACGAGGAUUACAAAUCAGUAGUAAGUAUWAAAGAAGCGAUUAAACAAAGACUUGACUCAUUUAAAACUAUCGCUCUACGUCAAGAAGUUCAAUUCAAUUCAAUAAGCGAAGCAGAAAAAGACCUUACAGCUGAACACAAAUUAAAUGGCAAGAACAACUCCACCGGACGUGGAAUUGGAAAGCUUAUAGAUAGCGUUUUGAGUGAUGUCUUUAUUGCCGCGGACAAAUUAGAGAAAAAACUUAGUGACAAUACUUUUGAGAAGCAGAGAAAUGCAAAAGGAGCAUCCAUCGAGGCAGUGGUGAGGGUGAAUGAUGAUCAAAACGAGGCUGCAGGAGAUGGCCAAGAGGAAGGGAAAGAUAAUUCUGAAAAUGAAAAAGAUGACGGGAUGAGCAUACUGGUGGACUCUCAGAGCAAUGAGUUUGUGUUAGCAAAAUCUAAAGAUGCUACUGUACCACACGAAGACCUUCAUUUGAUUAAAGAUAUUAUUUGGAUCUGUAUUCUUUCUUUCUUUGGAGCAUGUUUAUGUACAGUUGUAGAACUACCAACCAUGUUUGGUUUUGUGAUGAGUGGCAUGGUUCUUGGUCCAACUGGUGUCAAUAUUAUUAAGUCUGUAGUUCAGGUGGAAACACUUGGUGAAUUUGGUGUGUUCUUUAUCCUAUUCACUGUUGGUUUAGAAUUCUCCCCKGAAAGAAUUAGAAAGGUAUGGAAAGUUUCUGUUGGUGGCAGUACUCUAAUGAUGGUUCUCAUUGUUGUUUUUGGUAUGCUUGGAGGGAUGUGUUUUGGUAUUCUACCUCAGCAAAGUGCAUUUGUAGCAGCAUGUUUAUCUUUAUCCAGUACUCCUCUCAUUGUCAAAUUCUUAGGAAACAAAGCUGGAGAYCAUUCCAAUAAAGAACACACAAAUGGUAACCAUGACUACAGUAGCAGCCUGCUUGGCAUUCUGGUAAUGCAAGAUGUGUAUCUAGGACUUAUUGUAGCUAUACUGCCAGCAUUGUCAGGUCACAUUAUAACUACACCAUCAAGCAAAGUCCARCAUGGGAUUGUACAUCAUAUUAUUCAUGGAAGUAAUACGUCUCACACUAAUCUUUUGAUGACUGCAUGGGUUGUGUUUGAGGUUCUGGGAUCUAUGAUUGGUCUUCUUAUCUUGUGUAUCAUGCUUGCACGAUAUUUGAUUGGUCCAUUUUACAGAACUCUGCAAAGAAUAGGAUCCAUGGAGUUGUACUUUUUAGGGACAAUAGCACUAGCAUUUUGCAUGUUAAUUAUGACAGAGCACCUUGGUAUCUCUAUGGAAUUAGGAUGUUUUGUUACAGGAGUUAUUAUCAGUGCCAAUGGUGAACAAAUUGUAAAACAGGUUUCUCAUCUCGUCGAACCAAUCAAGGAUUUUUUAUCAUGUUUAUUCUUUGCUUCAAUAGGUCUUCAUGUUUUUCCAUCGUUUGUUCUUAACGAGCUGUCUGUGACGCUGACUUUAACAUUUGGUGUUGUCACUUUUAAGUUUCUAGUUGGUGUUUUCGUCUUACGGUUGUUCCUACCCAAGUCUACCAACAAUAAGUACAUUGUAGCGGCUGGAUUGGCUCAAGUUAGUGAGUUUUCCUUCGUCCUUGGAAGUCGUGCUAGACGUUUCCAUCUUAUUUCCCGAGAGGUCUAUCUCCUAAUUCUUAGCGUCACUACCCUCUCUCUACUGUUUGCGCCUUUGGUCUGGAGAGCAUCACUAUGGAAGUUUGGUGAAAAAAGAUCAACUCAUCAAAAGCCAGUUUAAUGCAUAAUGUGAUCCGCUUACAACGUUCUGGGCUUGCAAAAUGCGUUUUUAUGAAGACGCGGAAAGUGGAAGAUCAAGAGACAAGGCAGCAAGAAGUGAAAUUGUGAGGAUAAGAACAUCAAAAGAGAUUGAACAUAGAAGGGAUAGAGAUGAAAAACAGAGAGAAACAGAGAGAAAAACAGAAACAAAAUCUCAGUUUUACUUCACGUUUCUUAGGAAAUAGACUUAUUAUAUAUAUUAUAUAUUGGUAUAAGAUAUUCACUCGUUUGCUAAAAAAAAUUAGAUAUAUAUGUCUUUUGUAGUGUUCCAAUGAAAACAAAAGACAAAGAUGGCACUUCUUUGAAAUUAGUAAAAUAUAUAUUGACAAAAGACACCAUAUAUGUUAGUUAGAAAUUUAUGGUAAAGUAUUUACUAGGUAGGUUAGGUCAAGGUUAUACUUCGAACCACUCUGUCGCCCCUAACGCAAAUGAGCUCAAAACCGAUGACUUUUGCAUGUUGAACAUUAAAAKCUUGAAUCUGAAUGAUCAGAUGACUGUAAAAAAGAAAUUCGACGUUAAAKCUUGGCCUUGCAUAAACAAAUUAUUAUCAAAUACGAGAUUACAAUGAUUAUAAUUAUAUAUGGAUGACAGUAACAGUGCAACAUUGACUCGAAGGCCACUCAAAUAAACUUUUAAUAUACAGUUUAACCUCCCGUAAACGGACGCUCUCAUGGGAAACGUUGGCUGUCCGUCCUUCAGAAAGUGUGAAUACAGCGUUUGUAUUUGGACGAAAAACUAAAUGGGGGUUUUGGGAAGCUGUCCGGUUACGAGAUUGURCACAAGUAAAGAUUCUACUACAGUCUUCUUUUCCUGCGAUCAAAAAUGAUUGUGAUACUUUCCACAGAUGCUGUAGAAAAUGUGUUUGGAUGGCCUUAUCUGACAUGUGGCAAUAAUAUUUUAAUUCACUUUAUCGUAAACUAAUGUUUCAGUGAUUUCCACACGAAUUGUAAUAGCUUUUUAUAUGAUAGUAUAUUACGUAUAAAUCAGUAUUUACCCCUUGAUUUCAUCCUAACGGUACUGGAAUUAUAUAGAUAGUCUCGUUUAAUUUUA